CAUAAUCACCAUAUUUCUUAGGUCAGUUAUUAUUUUCCUCUCUCUCUUUUCCCCUCCUUUCCCCUCAUAAAUGAAGGAAAACCCCUUCUCUGUUUUUGUAGUAUAUAUAAUCAUUUGAAUCCUUUUUUUUUUCUUUAUAAAUUGAUAUGAUUAUGGUGUUUGGGUUGUUGACACAACCUGCAGAAAGAAUCCAUGGAGAGGAACAGUUUCAGUAACAGUUUGAAAAACCAUAGUUUGGAGGUUACCAAAACCAUGAGAGAAAAAGAUCAAAACAGCAGGAACCAAAACAGAUCACAUAAAGAUCAUUCAUGGAGCGGCAACAGCAGCUAUGGUUACGGAGAUCAAGAUUACCUUGGUGGGUUUUCAUGGCCUCCAAGAUCUUACACCUGCAGCUUCUGCAGGAGGGAAUUCAGAUCUGCUCAGGCUUUGGGUGGCCACAUGAAUGUCCACAGGAGAGACAGAGUCAGGUUGAGACAGUUACUUUCUAAGGAUGGUAAACACCCUGACCCCAAACCUAAUUUCUCUUCCUCAUCCUUGGUUUCUCACACUUAUUCUUGCAAAUUACCUUCCUUGGUUUCUUCUCUGUCUUCUUUUUCUUCACCUUCUAUGGAUGCUUUCCCCAGUGAAAUGAAGAGUACUUGGGAUCUUGAAAGAACCCGAAUAAAUUCUUUGAGCCCUAAAGCCUUAGAUUUAAGCAACAUGAAGGGUGGGAAAUCCUUCUUGGAGAUCAAAGACCUUGAUGCUUUCACGGAAGAAGAAGAUGAUGGGCGUAAGUUGUUGAAGAAGGCUGAGAAUAUUGUUAGGUUGGACUUGGAAAUGGGUCUCCUCAGUGAUUCCAACCAGGAUUUGGACUUGGAACUUCGAUUGGGAUACUCUUAGAUGAACUUUUCUGCAGCUUUAUCAUCAUCAACACAUGUUUCCAAGUACUGAGGGCUUUAUGUGAGGUCAUAACAAGCUGCAUUUAUGCUUUCUCUAGUUAAUCAAUCAUGAAACUCCAG
This is a messenger RNA of Rubroshorea leprosula, 998 nucleotides long. The record is from the annotation of a GenBank genome assembly. NCBI's taxonomy places the organism in Eukaryota, Viridiplantae, Streptophyta, Magnoliopsida, Malvales, Dipterocarpaceae.